This is a messenger RNA of Conger conger (European conger), 2649 nucleotides long. RefSeq names its product patched domain-containing protein 3-like. The transcript has 5 exons. The record is from RefSeq and is a predicted model, not a curated record. NCBI's taxonomy places the organism in Eukaryota, Metazoa, Chordata, Actinopteri, Anguilliformes, Congridae. The coding region runs from base 1 to 2649 and encodes 882 amino acids. Gene Ontology annotation, cellular component: membrane.
AUGGCUUGCUGCCACACAAACUGCAUUGAAAAACCGCUUUCCAGGUUUUUUGAGAAAUUUGGUCGCAUUGUGGGCACUUACCCCUUCUGGUUUCUCAUAAUUCCUGUGAUUCUAUCCAUAGGUUUAGGAGGAGGAUUCUACUUUCUAAAAGAGAGAGAGACAAAUGACAUUGAGGAGCAAUAUACACCAGUGAAUGGGCCUGCCAAGUACGAAAGACAGUUUGUCAAAGAAAACCUUCCUUACAAUGAUACAAUGUUUUCUAGUCAGAGGCUCUAUAACGAUGGCACAUAUGCUUUUCUCAUAGCAGUUUUAAAGGCAAAUUUACUGUCAGAUGCAGAAUUAGAGACUGCGGCAUUUGAGAGAAUUAACAGUUUGGAUAAACAAGGUGACGGCAUUGUGGCUGUUCGACUUUUGUACUACAUACAAAAAAACGGCAGAAAAAGAGCUGAUUUAUGGCUUGAUGAAUUUAUAAAAUUCUUCUCCAGCAGAUCGAUGAUCAAUGAUAUGGAGGUGUUUUUUUUUACAUCUCGAUCUCUACAGGAGGAGAUUGAAAAAAAUGCUGAAGAAGUUAUCCCCUUAUUUUCAGGCACAUAUAUUCUUGCCAUUGUCUUCUCAAUAAUAUCAUGCAUAAGGCUGGACUGUGUCAGGAACAAGGUGUGGGUGGCUGCCUGUGGAGUGCUCUCUGCUGGCUUGGCGGUGAUUUCCUCCUUUGGAUUGUUGCUGCUCAUAGGUGUACCCUUUGCCUUGACUGUGGCCAACUCUCCCUUCCUGAUACUCGGGAUUGGUGUUGAUGACAUGUUCAUUCUCAUCGCCUGCUGGCAGCAGACCAACGUUCAUGCCAAGGUCGAGGACCGCUUGGCAGACACCUACAAAGAAGCGGCUAUCUCCAUCACCAUCACUACCCUGACGGACGUCUUGGCUUUCUACAUCGGCCUCAUCACGCCAUUCCGCUCAGUGUGGUCUUUCUGUCUAUACACCAGCUCUGCCAUUCUAUUCUGUUACAUUUACAGCAUCACGUUCUUUGGGGCAAUCCUGGCGUUGAACGGAAGAAGGGAAAACAGCAACAGGCACUGGCUGAUCUGUAAGAAGGUUCCAGAGGAACGCCCACCUGACCACUCCGAAGCGUUCUACCUCUGCUGUGUGGGAGGAGCUUAUGAUCACCAGACUGGAUAUGAAGAAAUCCAGCCAAUUAAUAACUUCUUUAAAAUGUACUAUGGGCCGUUCCUGACCAAGACCUGGACCAAAGUAUUGGUUAUUCUUCUCUAUGCUGCGUAUUUGGCUGGCGGUAUUUAUGGGUGCUUCCAGAUACAGCAGGGCAUUGAUCUAAAAAAUCUGGUAUCUGACAGCUCCUAUAUUACCAAGUAUUAUGAAAAUGAUAAAGAGUACUUUGCUAGAUAUGGUCCAAAUGUUAUGAUAAUAGUGAAGAAUCAAUUUCCGUAUUGGAAUGAAAACAAUAGGUCUGAACUUGAUGCUUGCAUGAAAGACUUUAAAAAUCUAGAGUUUGUCAGGAAGAAUGGCUGCACAUCUUGGCUGAAAUCAUAUGAAGAUUAUGCAUUUGCAAACCAAAUUAAUUUAAAGGAUGAAACCGAGUUCAAAACAAAUUUACCCACAUUUCUUGAGAGAUCUGAUUUCAAGCAAGAUGUCAACUUCACCAAACAAACAAUCUAUGCCACGCGUUUCUUCAUCCAGACGGAAAACAUUACCGUUGCCGAUGAUGAAAUGAAUAUGGUGAAUAUGCUUAGAGACACAGCUAGCAACUGUCCAGUUCCAUUACUGGUUUACCACCCUGCAUUUAUCUACUAUGACCAGUAUGAAGUCAUAGUGAGCAACACCAUCCAGAAUAUAGUUGUCACUGCAGGAGUCAUGCUGCUGAUCUCCCUCUUGCUCAUUCCAAACCCUCUCUGCUCUCUGUGGGUGACAUUCUCAAUCGCCUCCAUCAUUGUGGGCGUCACAGGUUACAUGGCUUUAUGGGGUGUUAAUUUAGAUAGCAUAUCCAUGAUCAUUCUUGUUGUCUGCAUUGGGUUCUCAGUGGACUUCUCUGCGCACAUUUCUUAUGCCUAUGUCUCAAGCAACAAGCCCACCGCCAAUGAAAAGGCCAUCAAUGCACUCUACACCCUGGGCUAUCCCAUAGUGCAGGGGGCUGUUUCUACCAUAGUGGGGGUGGUGGUGCUAUCGGCAUCUGAGAGCUACAUCUUCAGAACCUUCUUCAAAAUCCUGUUCCUGGUUAUUCUAAUAGGACUGUUCCACGGCAUCACUUUUAUCCCAGUGUUCCUAACCUUAUUUGAUGUUUGCAGAAGCCCAGGUAAAGACAAAGGUCAAGACAAUCAGACUUACAAUGACCAGAAAUUAGAGAGCAUUGAUGGCCGAAUUAUGCCGCAUGGCACGAAAACGCAAGAAAAACGUGUUUAUGAAAAUGGAGUGUUUUAUGAUGAUGAAAACAAGAUUCCAAACCUCAAUGGUGUUUUGUCCAUUGCCGGGAGUAAUUUGCAAUUACAGGAUGGUAAGAUAUGCUUGGCAAGUCAAACUAAAUUAUAUAUGGUGAACACUCAUGAGACAUCCACUUACAGUCAGAUUAAUAGACUUGAUCUUCAUCAGCUGCAUUUCAGUACUAUGACAUUGAAUGCUAUCUCAAACCCUGACUGCCCGUGA